Molecule: messenger RNA, 1696 nt
Organism: Gastrolobium bilobum
Lineage: Eukaryota; Viridiplantae; Streptophyta; Magnoliopsida; Fabales; Fabaceae
Product: RING-H2 finger protein ATL47-like
Exons: 1
Coding region: 443-1573 (376 amino acids)
Source: RefSeq, a predicted model, not a curated record
UAGAUGCACUCUACAGUCUACAUAUUGGUAUCAUUAGGUUUUUCUUUUUCUGGGAGAACCUGUGUAAGAGAGAGAGAGAGAGAGAGCUAACUCAGGUUUUUGGUGAGCUUUCAAAUGUUCAACAACUAAGGUAGGUUAACUGCAACGUUGACAUUUCUCAAGCAUGUUUCCUUCAAUGCUAUGCUGUUGCCACUCGAAAGACCCAAUAGAAAAUUUUGAGUCAAUUUGAUUUCUUUUUUAUUUUUUCUUAGUUUGGUCUCUCAUUUUCUCCUUCUUCAUGUGCCUAUUGCUUGAUUUUCACAAUGUGAGAGUUGGGUUUAAUCCCAAAACAAACAAAGACUAUAACUUUGUUCAGAUGCAGCACAUAGUUGACACUCUCUCUGAUUAUAAGUUCAAAAUUUAGACAUGGUCUAAUUUGAAUUUGGAAUACCAUAUUCUGAAAAUGUAUUUGAUUCACUUUCAAAUCCGCCAGAGCAAUGGUGCCAGUUCCCCUAUUCUUUCUCCAUAUUCUUCUUCUUCUUCUUCCACCUCAUUACCUUAUAGUUCUAACUACCAGAUACAAUCAGCUCCAUCCCCAGCUUCUUCAUCUGGGAAUAGAAUAAGCCCUGCAAUUCUUUUCAUCAUAGUCAUUUUAGCUGUUGUAUUUUUCAUCUUGGGUCUCCUUCACUUGCUUGUUAGAUUUCUCAUAAAGCACAGGUCUUCAUCAAUUUCUCAGUCCAAUAGAUACGCAGACAUGUCUGAAUCCAAUGCUUACCAGAGACAGUUACAGCAGCUCUUCCAUCUUCAUGAUUCAGGCCUGGACCAGGCUUUCAUAGAUGCUCUACCUGUUUUCUUUUACAAAGAGAUAAUAGGCUUGAAAGAGCCAUUUGAUUGUGCUGUUUGCCUCUGUGAAUUCUUGGAACAAGACAAGUUGAGAUUGCUACCCAUAUGUAAUCAUGCUUUUCACAUUGACUGCAUAGACACAUGGUUGCUGUCUAACUCAACUUGUCCUCUCUGUAGAGGGACUCUUUAUACGCCAGGGUUUGCCCUUGAAAACCCAGUUUUUGACUUUGAAGGUCCACGUGAGGAAGAUGGGGUUUCAGGAAGUGGUGGGGGUGGGGUUGCUGCUGUUAACAAAACCACAGAAAAUCACAUAAUGAAUGGGAAAAGGGUGUUUUCUGUCAGGCUUGGAAAAUUUAGAAGCUCAAAUAAUGGAGAUGUGGUGGAAAGAAGUGAAGGAGAGAGCAGUAAUGGUAAUUUGGAUGUAAGGAGAUGCUAUUCAAUGGGGUCUUUUCAGUAUGUGGUUGCUGAUUCAGAUUUGCGAGUGGCUUUAUGCCCCAAUAGAGGUGAUGGAGGUACAAGUAGCAGUAUGAGACAACUGAAAGGAAGAGCAGCCCCUAAUGAGAGUUCUUGCACUGAUGGGGAUGUUGAGGGCAAAAAAAUCAACAUUGCAAGAAAAGGUGAAAGCUUUUCUGUUUCCAAGAUCUGGCAAUGGUCUAGGAAAGAUAAGUUAACAAGUUCAUUAGAGACCCACUUCAAUAAUUCUACUGUCACUGCAACUUUGCCAUGGAUGAAUAAAGCCAGAGGUACAUGAAGCUACUCAGUAUUUUGUAUUUUAACUACUUUCAUAUUUUCAAUGAAUCCAUUUGUUGAACUCCUGCUUCCUCUCAUACUUUUACCUUCUUCUUUUUUUGUUAGUGAUAAAACUUGUAAAUUA